Molecule: messenger RNA, 2035 nt
Organism: Myotis lucifugus (little brown bat)
Lineage: Eukaryota; Metazoa; Chordata; Mammalia; Chiroptera; Vespertilionidae
Gene: USP21
Product: ubiquitin specific peptidase 21
Biological process (GO): protein deubiquitination
Cellular component (GO): cytoplasm
Molecular function (GO): cysteine-type deubiquitinase activity
Source: RefSeq, a predicted model, not a curated record
CCGUGAGCGACGCUGAAGCCGGUGGCGGCGGGACCAACAAAGAUGGCGGCGGCCCCGGCGGCGGGAGCGACCUGGGCGGCAGCUGCGCCUGAAGUUGCAGCCGGGCCCGCGGGGGUGCUGCACAGGGGUCGGGGGGGGCAGCCCUGAGCUGGGGCCUGGCCCCGGUUGGGCUCCCCCGCCGCACCCCGGGGCACAGGUCCUGCCUGUGGUGACCACAAUGCCCCAGGCCUCUGAGCACCGCCUGGGCCGGACCCGAGAGCCACCUGUCAAUGUCCAGCCCCGAGUGGGAUCCAAACUACCAUUUGCCCCCCGGGCUCGCAGUAAGGAGCGUCGAAACCCAGCCCCUGGGCCAAACCCCAUGUUACGGCCUCUGCCUCCCCGGCCAGGUCCACCUGAGGAACGGCUCAAGAAACUGGAGCUGGGACAAACACGGACCUCAGGCCCUCGUCCCAGAGGCCCCCUUCGGGCAGAUCAUGGAGUUCCCCUGCCUGGCUCACCACCCCCAGCUGUGGCUCUGCCUCUCCCAACCAGGACCAACCUAGCCAGGUCCAAGUCUGUGAGCAGUGGGGACUUGCGUCCAACAGGGAUUGCCUUGGGAGGGCAUCGAGGUGCUGGAGAGCUAGGGGCUGCACUGAGCCGCUUGGCGCUCCGGCCUGAGCCACCCACUUUGAGACGUAGCACCUCUCUCCGCCGCCUAGGGGGCUUUCCUGGGCCCCCCACCUUGCUCAGUAUACGGACAGAGCCCCCUACUUCCCAUGGCACUUUCCGCGUGAUAUCUGCCCGGCCCUCCAAGCCUUUCUACUCCGAUGACAAGAUGGCUCAUCACACACUGCUCCUGGGCUCUGGUCAUGUUGGCCUCCGAAAUCUGGGGAACACGUGCUUCCUGAAUGCUGUGCUGCAGUGUUUGAGCAGCACUCGGCCUCUCCGGGACUUCUGCCUGCGAAGGGACUUCCGGCAAGAGGUGCCUGGAGGGGGCCGAGCCCAAGAGCUCACUGAAGCCUUUGCAGAUGUGAUUGGUGCCCUGUGGCACCCUGACUCUUGUGAAGCUGUAAAUCCUACUCGGUUCCGAGCUGUCUUCCAGAAAUACGUGCCCUCCUUCUCUGGAUACAGCCAGCAGGAUGCCCAGGAGUUCCUGAAGCUCCUCAUGGAGCGGCUACACCUUGAAAUCAACCGACGAGGCCGCCGGGCUCCCCCAAUCCUGGCCAGUAGCCCAGCUCCCUCUCCACCCCACCGUGGAGGGGCUCUGCUAGAAGAGCCUGACUUAAGUGACAAUGACCGGGCCAACCUAAUGUGGAAGCGUUACCUGGAGCGAAGGACACGCAAGAUUGUGGACCUGUUUGUGGGCCAGUUGAAAAGUUGUCUCAAGUGCCAGGCCUGUGGGUAUCGCUCCACGACCUUCGAGGUUUUUUGUGACCUGUCCCUGCCCAUCCCUAAGAAAGGAUUUGCUGGGGGCAAAGUGUCUCUGCGGGACUGCUUCAGCCUGUUCACCAAGGAAGAAGAGCUGGAGUCGGAAAAUGCCCCAGUGUGUGACCGAUGUCAGCAGAAAACACGAAGUACCAAAAAGUUGACAGUACAAAGAUUCCCCCGAAUCCUCGUACUCCAUCUGAAUCGGUUUUCCGCCUCCCGAGGCUCCAUCAAGAAAAGCUCCGUAGGUGUGGACUUCCCGCUGCAGCGCCUGAGCCUGGGGGACUUUGCCAGCGACAAAGCCGGAAGCCCCGUCUACCAGCUGUACGCCCUCUGCAACCACUCGGGCAGCGUCCACUACGGCCACUACACAGCCCUGUGCCCCACUGCCCGCAGCGCCGGCCCAGGGGGCGCAGGGCCGGACCUGGCGCUCCCUCCACCCGCUCCGCACGGGGAAACCGGCCGCCGUCCCUCCGCCGGCGCUGCCGUCCGAGGUUCUCAUUGGCGAGCGUCACCGGCCUUCGGGGCCACCAAUGGGAAGCGGGCUGCUGCGCAGGCGCGACCUCCAGGCCGUGGGGGCGGGGGCGCUGGGGGGCCGCGCCGGGGCGACCCGCGCCGCGCGCGCAGAUAG